ACCCAAAAUCUCUCGCAUUAGGCCCUUUUCUCUCUCAAAUAAUACACAUCUGCGCCUGCAUCUGGCUCUAGUAGUACAAUUCUACUGCAUAAUGAUAUACAUAUAGGCAUCUACUAGCAGCUACCUGUUUACAGACACGCACUUACUUGGUAGCAGCAGUAUAUAUAUUAUAUAAAUAUUAUUUACACUUCAAAACCCAAAAGAAAGGAAAAAAAAAAGAGAAAUAUAACAGGACUAGCCUCUGCUACUACACGGCCACCACUACAAUCUAUUGUUUGUCUAAAUAAUAAUAAAACAAAAGCUUAAAAAUUUUGACAAUCAAUGGCGGCGAUAGCUACUGCCUCAUGGCAGCCACAGGAGCAAGGGUUCAAAGAGAUCUGUGGGUUGCUUGAAAACCAGAUUUCACCUUCUUCUACUGCUGACAAGUCUCAGAUUUGGCAGCAACUUCAACACUAUUCCCAAUUCCCCGAUUUCAACAAUUACCUCGUUUUUAUCCUGACUCGCGCCGAGGGUAAAUCCGUGGAGAUUCGACAAGCCGCUGGUCUGCUGCUGAAGAACAACCUCAGAACUGCAUAUCAAUCGAUGGCUCCUGCACAUCAACAAUAUAUUAAGUCAGAGUUGUUGCCUUCUUUAGGAGCAGCAGAUAGGCAUAUAAGGUCAACAGUUGGGACUAUUGUAAGUGUUGUUGUUCAAAUAGAGGGAAUUUUAGGGUGGCCUGAGUUGUUGCAGGCCCUUGUAACUUGCUUGGACAGUAAUGAUCCAAAUCACAUGGAAGGUGCUAUGGAUGCUUUGUCUAAGAUAUGUGAGGAUAUCCCUCAAGUCUUGGAUUCUGAUGUUCCUGGGUUACCUGAUCGCCCCAUCAACAUACUUCUUCCUCGAUUCUAUCAUUUUUUCCAGUCACCAAACAGUUCACUGAGAAAGCUUGCCUUGGGUUCUAUAAAUCAAUACAUUAUGUUAAUGCCUGCAGCUCUAUAUGCAUCUAUGAAUCAAUAUCUCCAGGGUUUGUUUGUUCUUGCUAAUGAUCCUGCUGCAGAAGUCCGGAAAUUGGUUUGUGCAGCUUUUGUGCAAUUAAUUGAAGUCCGACCAUCUUUCACAGAGCCACACUUAAGAGACAUAAUUGAAUAUAUGUUGCAAGUAAACAAAGAUGGUGACGAUGAAGUGGCUCUUGAAGCCUGUGAAUUCUGGUCUGCAUAUUGCGAUGCUCAGUUACCACCUGAGAACUUGAGAGAAUUCUUACCCCGCCUGAUUCCAAUUUUGUUGUCAAACAUGGCAUAUGCUGAGGAUGAUGAGUCACUUGUUGAUGCUGAGGAAGAUGAGUCUCUCCCAGACCGGGAUCAGGAUCUGAAACCCCGUUUUCAUUCAUCACGAAUUCAUGGAUCAGAUAGUGUGGAUGAUGAUGAUGAUGAUAUAGUUAAUAUAUGGAAUUUAAGGAAAUGCAGUGCAGCUGCUCUUGAUAUUCUAUCAAAUGUGUUUGGAGAUGAGAUUCUUCCAACGUUCAUGCCUGUUGUUCAGGGUAAGCUAUCUGCUACUGGUGAUGAAGCCUGGAAAGACAGGGAAGCAGCUGUCUUGGCUCUGGGUGCUGUAGCUGAGGGUUGCAUUAAUGGUCUUUAUCCUCACCUGCCCCAGAUUGUGGAAUUUCUUAUCCCUUUAUUGGAUGAUAAGUUUCCUCUUAUACGAAGUAUUUCUUGCUGGACAAUUUCUAGAUUCAGCAAAUACAUUAUUCAGGAAAGUGGUCAUGAAAAAGGCUAUCAACAAUUUGACAAGGUUCUAAUGGGCCUUUUACGGAGGAUUUUGGAUACUAACAAGCGUGUCCAAGAGGCUGCUUGUUCAGCUUUUGCGACACUAGAAGAGGAGGCUGCUGAAGAAUUAGCACCACGCUUAGAUGUUAUUCUACAGCAUCUCAUGUGUGCUUUUGGGAAAUAUCAGAGACGGAAUCUGAGAAUCGUAUAUGAUGCUAUUGGAACUCUAGCAGAUGCUGUUGGGGCAGAACUGAAUCAACCCAGUUAUCUUGAAAUUCUGAUGCCACCAUUGAUUGGAAAAUGGCAGCAGCUUGCAAAUUCAGACAAAGACAUCUUUCCGUUGCUCGAGUGCUUUACAUCCAUAGCACAGGCGUUGGGUCCAGGGUUCUCUCAAUUUGCUGAGCCUGUAUUUGAGAGAUGUAUAAAUAUCAUCCGGAGCCAACAGUUAGCAAAGGUUGAUCCUGUUUCAGCAGGAGUUCCAUAUGAUAAAGAGUUUAUUGUCUGCUCCCUGGAUCUCCUCUCUGGACUUGCUGAGGGUCUUGGUAGUGGGAUAGAGAGUUUGGUUUCACAAAGUAAUUUGAGGGACCAGCUCCUACAGUGUUGCACGGAUGAUGCGUCUGAUGUCCGACAGAGUGCUUUUGCACUCCUUGGAGACCUUGCAAGGGUGUGUGCUGUACAUUUGAGCCCUCGAUUGACCGAAUUUCUUGAUGUUGCAGCCAAACAACUGAGUGCACCUAAGCUCAGGGAAACUGUGUCUGUUGCAAAUAAUGCUUGUUGGGCUAUUGGAGAAUUAGCAGUUAAGGUUCAUCAAGAAAUUUCUCCUAUUGUUAUGACUGUAAUAUCAAGCUUAGUUCCGAUCCUUCAACAUCCGGAGGAGCUCAACAAAUCGCUAAUAGAAAAUAGUGCAAUAACACUUGGGAGGGUUGCAUGGGUCUGUCCUGAGGUUGUAUCACCACAUAUGGAGCAUUUCAUGCAAUCAUGGUGCAUUGCUUUGUCAACGAUUCGUGAUGAUAUUGAAAAGGAGGAUGCUUUUCGAGGACUAUGUGCAAUGGUCCGAGCAAAUCCUUCAGGAGCUUUAAGUUCACUUGUUUUCAUGUGCAAAGCUAUUGCAAGUUGGCAUGAAAUAAGGAGCGAAGAGCUACACAAUGAAGUUUGUCAGGUUUUGCAUGGAUAUAAGCAGAUGCUUAGAAAUGGAGCUUGGGACCAGUAUAUGUCUGCUCUGGAACCCCCUGUGAAGGAGAAGCUUUCGAAAUAUCAAGUGUAACACUAUUCUGAUUUCAUGUAGUGGAAAUUCUUCCUCAGUAUUUGGGUCUUCUGUGCUAUUUGCAUCAGCUGUGGUACUCAUUUUGUGCAUUGUUAUAUAUGGAGCCACAGUCGGUGCAGACCAGGGUUUGGUCACUAUUUUUUUUUCAUGCAAAGCAGUAAGCAUACUUCCAUGAAGCUUGAAGCUAACUUGCACCUCCUCAAAACAUUCAACGGAUUGGUUGUCUGAACAGCAUGUGGUUUGAGAGAAAUGAAGUAAUUGGGAAAUGGAAAUGAAAUAUGGUUGCAGCUUCCAAGUUUUACAGAGGAUUUUCUUCUUUUAUGUUUUGUGUGAAGAUGGCUAAUAAUGACCUUAUUUGAAGUUUCAAUUCUUUUUCUUUUCUGGUCUGGAGGCUUUUCUUCAUUUCCAGUGUCAGUGGAUAGGUUUUUGUGUGAUUCCCAACAUAUUUUUGUACAACAUUUUUCGACAGUGAUAGUGAUUCGAUUAUUAGAAGUUUUUCACGCCAUAUAUUAUUAUUCUUCAAGGUUUGUAAUUGAUAGACUAGGAUGGAUUCGGAAUCUAGUUUCACAUUGGGACAAAACAAAAUUAUGUAUUGUUUAACAUUGUACCUUAAUAUAUUUGAUAUUGAAUCAAUAUUUUGCUUAAA
Molecule: messenger RNA, 3649 nt
Organism: Ricinus communis (castor bean)
Lineage: Eukaryota; Viridiplantae; Streptophyta; Magnoliopsida; Malpighiales; Euphorbiaceae
Product: transportin-1
Exons: 29
Coding region: 322-3003 (893 amino acids)
Biological process (GO): protein import into nucleus
Cellular component (GO): nucleus; cytoplasm
Molecular function (GO): nuclear import signal receptor activity; small GTPase binding
Source: RefSeq, a predicted model, not a curated record